CUUUUAGAAGAAGUUCUUACUUCUUACGCAUUCACCUUUUGUUGAUUUGGGAUUUUCUCAUUUUUGUUGGCUUCUUCUUCUUCUGCAACAAAUCGCUUUGGUCGAUUUAUCUUUAUCCCCCGCUCAAAGCUCCCUACUUCUUCAGAAUCCGGCGAAGAUAUAAUCUUUAUCAACAAGUUCUUCGAGCAGCAGAGAGCUAUGUCUCUUUUAAAGUCUCUUUAGCGACAAUUGUCUUUCGUGGGGUUUCUCUGUUUUUAUCGGCGACCCGUCGCUACAGGCAAAAAAGUUCGGGCGUUUGUACCAAGUGUAGGAUACAGUUGCUGUUAGUCAGCAAAAGAGAAGCUUAAGGUGGGGGUUAAAACUGUGAUGCUGAAUGUUUGGACCAACAGGUGGGUUGGGGAUGAAUCCCUCAAUGGAUGAUAUGAACUUAAUCCAGCAGGCACAAAGGCAUCAGCUUGUUGUAAGUAAUCUUGGCGAAGAAAUUGAUUUGGAAAUUGGACCUGGAGAUGAUGACGCUGCUUUUGCUAACAAUUCAUUGAUUGGCGGGCCUCCACGGGACCCCUCUACUGGGGAGCAUGAUGAAACGAAGCAUAUGGUUUUGGUAUCUGACCUGCCCGGUGAGGAUCAGGAUAUGUCAAAGGGUCAACCGGUGAAGAGAAAGAAAAAAGUUGUCAAACGGUGGAGAGAGGAAUGGGCUGACACGUACAAGUGGGCUUAUGUCGAUAUGAAGGAUGGAACAGCUAGGAUAUUUUGUUCUAUUUGCAGAGAGUAUGGUAGAAAACAUCGAAGAAAUCCUUACGGUAAUGAAGGAAGUAGAAACAUGCAGAUGAGUGCAUUAGAAGAACACAACAAUAGUUUACUACACAAAGAAGCUCUGCGUCUCCAAACGGCUUCCAAAGAAAAGAUUGUUGUUGACAAGCCCAUUUAUGUGAAGACUCUUAUGUCAAAAAGUGCUGGUUCAAUUGUUGAGGGUGCCCUGAAACGAGAUCCUAAUGAGAUUGAAUUUGUUCAAUCUGUACAAGAAUCUGUGCAUGCUCUAGAGCGGGUAAUUGCAAAAAAUUCUCAUUAUGUCAAUAUCAUGGAGCGGCUACUAGAACCUGAACGUAUGAUAGUUUUUCGAGUUCCAUGGAUUGAUGAUCGUGGUGAAACACAUGUAAACCGCGGCUUUAGAGUUCAGUUCAAUCAAGCACUGGGUCCAUGUAGGGGAGGUAUCCGAUUUCAUCCAUCCAUGAAUUUAAGCAUUGCCAAAUUUCUUGGCUUUCAGCAGACGUUGAAAAAUGCUCUGUCACCAUAUAAACUGGGAGGGGCAUCUGGUGGAAGCGACUUUGAUCCUAAAGGCAAAAGUGACAAUGAGAUUAUGAGAUUUUGCCAAAGUUUCAUGAAUGAGAUGUACAGAUAUAUGGGUCCUGACAAAGAUCUUCCAUCAGAGGAGGUCGGUGUUGGUACUCGGGAAAUGGGAUAUCUUUUCGGACAAUACAGACGACUUGCUGGUCAGUUUCAGGGAAGUUUUACAGGACCGAGGAUAUAUUGGGCUGCUUCUAGCCUUAGAACUGAAGCUAGUGGCUAUGGUGUGGUGUACUUUGCACGACUUAUGCUUGCAGAUAUGAAUAAGGAAAUCAAGGGACUAAGAUGUGUCGUGAGUGGUUGCGGGAAGAUUGCGAUGCAUGUUGUAGAGAAGCUAAUUGCUUGUGGAGCCCAUCCGGUUACAGUUUCAGAUUCAAAAGGAUAUUUGGUGGACGAUGACGGAUUUGAUUAUAUGAAACUUGCAUUCUUGAGAGAUAUAAAAUCCCAACAGAGAAGUUUGAGAGACUAUUCCAAGACGUAUGCAAGGGCGAAAUACUUUGAUUUCAUGAAUGAGAUGUACAGAUAUAUGGGUCCUGACAAAGAUCUUCCAUCAGAGGAGGUCGGUGUUGGUACUCGGGAAAUGGGAUAUCUUUUCGGACAAUACAGACGACUUGCUGGUCAGUUUCAGGGAAGUUUUACAGGACCGAGGAUAUAUUGGGCUGCUUCUAGCCUUAGAACUGAAGCUAGUGGCUAUGGUGUGGUGUACUUUGCACGACUUAUGCUUGCAGAUAUGAAUAAGGAAAUCAAGGGACUAAGAUGUGUCGUGAGUGGUUGCGGGAAGAUUGCGAUGCAUGUUGUAGAGAAGCUAAUUGCUUGUGGAGCCCAUCCGGUUACAGUUUCAGAUUCAAAAGGAUAUUUGGUGGACGAUGACGGAUUUGAUUAUAUGAAACUUGCAUUCUUGAGAGAUAUAAAAUCCCAACAGAGAAGUUUGAGAGACUAUUCCAAGACGUAUGCAAGGGCGAAAUACUUUGAUGAAGUAAAGCCUUGGAAUGAAAGAUGUGAUGUAGCAUUUCCUUGUGCUUCUCAGAAUGAAGUUGAUCAAGCAGAUGCCAUUAAUCUGGUCAAUGCAGGCUGCCGCUUACUGGUAGAAGGCUCAAACAUGCCGUGUACAGCUGAAGCAGUCGAUGUUUUUAGAAAGGCGAAUGUUCUGAUUGCUCCUGCCAUUGCUGCUGGAGCUGGAGGAGUUGCUGCUGGUGAAAUUGAAGUACUCCGUGAAUCUAAUUCAAUGCAAUGGUCAGCAGAAGAUUUUGAGUCUAGAUUACAGGAAGCACUAAAGCAGACUUAUGAAAAAGCUCUUAAAGCAGCAAAUGAUUUUGGUUAUCAGAAAGAAAGCCCUGAGGCACUUCUACAUGGAGCAACAAUUGCAGCAUUUUUAAAUAUAGCUCAAGCCAUGACUGACCAAGGUUGUGUCUAGCUAACUAAGCCCUGCAUAGUACCGGCAGGAGUUGUCUUAAAAACCUAAUGGAGGAGUAACAUUGGACUCUCUGUAUCAUAUUAGGUCCAAUCUAUAUCAUUAUUUAGAUAUAUAUACUCUGAUAGGAAUACUAUUUUUAUUUAAUCAGCCAUAGUACGUUCACUAUGAUUAUUUGACUUGCAAAAAUGGAAGAUAAUAGCUUUAACAA
Molecule: messenger RNA, 2966 nt
Organism: Camelina sativa (false flax)
Lineage: Eukaryota; Viridiplantae; Streptophyta; Magnoliopsida; Brassicales; Brassicaceae
Source: RefSeq, a predicted model, not a curated record